GAUGCAUCUGACUCCGUUCAGGUUCGUCUGGAGAAAGGAGCUCUGCAGCCCUUUAUCGGAAGAGUUGUCCACCCCAAAAGUUCAAACGGUACUUCAGUAGCCGGUUUAUAUUGUAUGGAUUAUGGGCUGUGGAUCUUUUUUCCUCUGCAUAUAUAACAGAGAAAGAGAGAGAGAGAGAGGCAUGGCUGCCAAUUCUACAAGCUCCGUCCCGGGCCUUGCCAGGGUAUCGGACUCCGACUGUUACGCGGAAUACUCUGCUUCUCUCAAAUGUUUAGAUGAUUUUAAUUAUGACAAGAGUAAGUGCCAACAACAGUUUGAUGCUUACAAAGAAUGCAGGAAGAAGGAGAGAGAACAGCGAUUGGAGCGCAACAGGAAGAGGUCAUUCUUCCAAUGAAGUUGGAGAAGCAAACAUUUUGGUGAAGCUGUCUAGUUCCAUAAAACUAUAAUUGGAAACCCUUGUAUAGAAACAAUAAAUAAUAACGAUAAACUCCAUGACCAAUCUCCUGGGAAACCAACGAGUUUGUUUUUUGUUAGCGUGUACACCUCUUUGAAGAGUCUUUAAAGUGUCUGAUUCUAUUUCUAGAUGGGUCUUGUUCUGGUAAAAGGAUAUCAAGCUUCCCUAUCUUGAACUGCUUUCUCUACUACAGAGCAAGGGCUGCGUGCUAUUUGAAUGUACGGAAUCUUGCAGUUUGUUCUUUAAAUUUGGCAUUCUUUUCCA
Molecule: messenger RNA, 718 nt
Organism: Nymphaea colorata (pocket water lily)
Lineage: Eukaryota; Viridiplantae; Streptophyta; Magnoliopsida; Nymphaeales; Nymphaeaceae
Exons: 3
Coding region: 122-394 (90 amino acids)
Source: RefSeq, a predicted model, not a curated record